This is a messenger RNA of Cynara cardunculus var. scolymus (artichoke), 1662 nucleotides long. RefSeq names its product 3-hydroxy-3-methylglutaryl-coenzyme A reductase-like. Lineage: Eukaryota; Viridiplantae; Streptophyta; Magnoliopsida; Asterales; Asteraceae. Gene Ontology annotation, biological process: sterol biosynthetic process; isoprenoid biosynthetic process; coenzyme A metabolic process. Gene Ontology annotation, molecular function: protein binding; hydroxymethylglutaryl-CoA reductase (NADPH) activity. The coding region runs from base 1 to 1662 and encodes 553 amino acids. The transcript has 3 exons. The record is from RefSeq and is a predicted model, not a curated record. Gene Ontology annotation, cellular component: peroxisomal membrane; endoplasmic reticulum membrane.
AUGAAAUCUGCAGCCUCCAUGGCCGGCGGUGACCAGUUCUUCAAAGCAAACAACAAAAAGGUGGUGGAUUCCUCAAAGGCUAAUGCCCAUGCAUUCCCUUUUGUUAACACCAUCUUCUUCACUUUCUUCUUCUCCAUCGUCUGUUACCUCUUCACCAGCUUGCGCCAGAAGAUCCACACCGCGACCCCUCUCCACCUCACCUUAUCGGAGAUGGCCGCCGUCGUCUGCUUUGUCGCCUCCUUCAUCUACUUUCUUGGUUUCUUCGGGAUGAACUUCCUCCAGUUAAUGCCCUUUCUCGAAGAAGAAGAAGAAGACGACGAGGAACUCGAAGAAACAAACAUGAAGGAGACCCUUGUUUCCACUAUUGCCAUUGACUGCUCCACGACGACGGAAGACGAUGAGAAGGUGAUACAAGCAGUGGUUGCCGGAAAAACACCCUCUUACUCACUGGAAUCAAAGCUUGGGGACUGCAAACGUGCAGCGUUCAUUAGGAGACAAGCGUUGGAGAGGGUAACAGGUAAGUCUAUUGAAGGUUUGCCACUAGAGGGUUUUGAUUAUGAAUCGAUAUUGGGACAAUGUUGUGAGAUGCCAGUGGGUUAUGUUCAAAUUCCGGUGGGUAUCGCCGGACCGUUGUUAGUUGACGAGAUGGAGUUCUGGGUGCCGAUGGCAACUACAGAAGGGUGUCUUGUGGCUAGCACCAAUAGGGGCUGCAAAGCCAUCAGUGCCUCUGGUGGUGCCACCAGUGUCCUCCUGAAAGAUGGGAUGACCAGGGCUCCAGUUGUGCGGUUUGGCACCGCUAAGAGGGCUGCAGAUUUGAAGUUCUUCUUGGAGGAACCACUUAAUUUCCAGACUCUGGCUUCUGUUUUCAACAGAUCUAGUAGAUUUGGGAGGCUUCAAAGCAUUCAAUGUGCAAUAGCCGGAAAGAAUCUAUACAUGAGGUUCACUUGCAGCACCGGAGAUGCAAUGGGGAUGAACAUGGUUUCGAAAGGUGUUCAAAACGUUUUGGAUUACUUGCAGGCCGACUUCCCGGACAUGGACGUCAUCGGCAUCUCCGGCAACUAUUGUUCUGACAAAAAACCGGCAGCCGUGAACUGGAUCGAAGGUCGAGGCAAAUCAGUGGUGUGUGAAGCGAUCAUAAAGGAGGAGGUGGUGCAGAAGGUGUUAAAAACCAACGUAGCUUCGUUGGUUGAACUGAAUAUGCUAAAGAACCUCACUGGAUCCGCCAUGGCUGGAGCGUUAGGUGGGUUCAACGCCCACGCCAGUAACAUAGUUUCGGCGGUGUUUUUAGCCACCGGACAAGAUCCAGCCCAGAAUGUAGAAAGCUCACAUUGUAUCACCAUGAUGGAGGCAGUGAACGGCGGCAAAGAUCUUCAUGUUUCGGUGACCAUGCCGUCGAUUGAGGUGGGGACGGUGGGCGGUGGGACGCAGUUGGCUUCACAAGCAGCGUGCUUGAACUUACUCGGCGUCAAGGGUGCAAACAGAGAAUCGGCUGGAUCGAAUGCACGACAGUUGGCGAAGGUGGUGGCGGGAUCGGUUUUGGCCGGAGAAUUGUCAUUGAUGUCGGCGAUUGCUGCCGGCCAACUUGUUAAGAGCCAUAUGAAGUACAAUAGAUCCAACAAAGAGAUUUCGAAAACUUGUGAUGGAUUUCUUACUAAUUUUUGA